AUGCUUGCUUGCGCUUCACUUCUGGAGCUCUGUUGCGGAACCAAGAACCUCCAAAACCUGCGGAUACUCCAUUCCCAAACUAUUAAACUGGGGUUUUCAUGCAAUGACUUCAUCCGAGCAAAGCUCGUCUCUUCCUACACCGCUUGUGCUGAGUUUUCCGAUGCUGAGCUUAUGUUUUCUUUCACUAACCGUAAAUUCACCUUUCUCUACAACACCUUUAUCAGGGGCUACGCUUCUACCAAGCAGUUUCAUCUUUCUCUUUCUUCUUUCCAUCAAUUGCUCCAAGAUCGCAAACCGAUUGACCUCAACACCCUUCCCGCAGUUCUUAAAUCUGUCGCCGCACUUUCGUACUUAAGAAUUGGGCGGCGAAUCCACAGUUUCGUUUUGGUACAUGGGUUUGGUUUUGAUAUUGCACAUUGCAACGCCUUGAUCACAAUGUACUGUAAGUGCGGUGAGUUGGAGUCUGCACGUAAAGUGUUCGAUAAAAUGCCUAGAAGAAACUUGAUUACAUGGAGUGCCAUGAUGGGUGGUUAUGGAAUGCAUGGGAACGCUGAUGAGGUAUUUUGUUUGUUUGAUAAGAUGUUGGUUGCGGGUGUUUGGCCAGACGAGGUGAUGUUUACCACAAUUCUCACAGCUUGUAGUCAUGGAGGAAGGGUAAAGGAGGGGGAGGAAUAUUUUGAGAUGAUGGUUGAGAUAUUUCAUAUACGGCCAACCAAGGAACAUUGUAGUUGUAUGGUUGAUAUGUUGGGUAGAGCUGGCAAAAUAGAAGAAGCUAGAGGAAUUAUUGAGAGCAUGGAGAUGGAGCCCGAUGCGUGUUUGUGGAGGGCAUUUCUCGGGGCCUGCAAAAUUCAAGGGAAGUCUGAGAUAAUUGUGAGAGGAAAACUUUGGAGGCUAACAGAUUAG
Messenger RNA from Spinacia oleracea (spinach), 903 nucleotides. Its product is annotated as pentatricopeptide repeat-containing protein At5g48910-like. Gene Ontology annotation, molecular function: RNA binding; protein binding. The record is from RefSeq and is a predicted model, not a curated record. Gene Ontology annotation, biological process: RNA modification. Lineage: Eukaryota; Viridiplantae; Streptophyta; Magnoliopsida; Caryophyllales; Amaranthaceae. The transcript has a single exon. The coding region runs from base 1 to 903 and encodes 300 amino acids.